Messenger RNA from Trichoplusia ni (cabbage looper), 2605 nucleotides. It is a transcript of the gene DESAT4, whose product is annotated as acyl-CoA Delta(11) desaturase-like. Gene Ontology annotation, biological process: unsaturated fatty acid biosynthetic process. Lineage: Eukaryota; Metazoa; Arthropoda; Insecta; Lepidoptera; Noctuidae. Bases 275 to 1336 code for a protein of 353 amino acids. Gene Ontology annotation, molecular function: stearoyl-CoA 9-desaturase activity; iron ion binding. Gene Ontology annotation, cellular component: endoplasmic reticulum membrane. The transcript has 5 exons. The record is from RefSeq and is a predicted model, not a curated record.
UCCACUCAGUAUGAAACGACCGCCACGAGCGUACCCAUGCCAGUAGGUCCACAGUCCAACACGUGAACUUAUCGAUUGCACCGGCCGGCUUUAAUGUUGCAUACGAUUAUUAUUUCGGUUAAAUAUUAGCUUUACAAAUUUGUCUAUAUAACGCUCUCAACACCAAGGACUUUCCAGUUGGUUUGGAUUGGACAGUCGGUUAACAGUGUAGUGAGCUAUAAUAAUUAAUAAGGAUUAUUUAUUUAAUUAAUUGCGUAUACGUAAGAGCUUAAAUAUGGCUCCAAACAUUUCGGAGGACGUAACAGGAGUCCUCUUCGAGAGCGAUGCGGCAACACCAGACCUGGCACUCGCGAGUGCACCAGUUUACAAGGCCGAUAACAAAGCAAAACAGCUGGUCUGGAGGAACAUCAUACUCUUCGCGUACCUUCAUUUAGCAGCGCUUUACGGUGGAUAUUUGUUCCUCUUCUCAGCUAAAUGGCAGACAGAUAUAUUUGCCUACAUCCUGUAUGUGAUCUCUGGUUUGGGAAUAACGGCUGGAGCUCAUCGACUAUGGGCCCACAAGUCAUACAAGGCCAAAUUGCCCCUUAGAAUCAUUUUGGCCGCCUUCAACACCGUAGCAUUCCAGGAUGCUGCAAUGGAUUGGGCACGAGACCACCGCAUGCAUCACAAGUACUCUGAGACCGAUGCUGACCCUCAUAACGCGACUCGUGGAUUCUUUUUCUCUCACAUUGGCUGGCUUCUAGUCAGAAAGCACCCGGACCUCAAGGAGAAGGGCAAAGGGCUCGACAUGAGCGACUUGCUUGCCGAUCCCGUGCUUAGAUUCCAGAAAAAGUACUAUCUUCUGUUGAUGCCUCUGGCUUGCUUCGUCAUGCCUACAAUGAUUCCGGUGUAUUGCUGGGGUGAAACGUGGACAAAUGCAUUCUUUGUGGCGGCCAUGUUUCGUUACGCAUUCAUCCUGAACGUCACGUGGCUUGUAAACUCCGCUGCCCACAAGUGGGGAGACAAGCCCUAUGACAAAAGCAUCAAGCCAUCUGAAAACUUGUCAGUGGCCAUGUUCGCUCUCGGUGAAGGCUUCCAUAACUAUCACCACACAUUCCCCUGGGACUACAAAACCGCUGAGCUUGGCAACACCAAGCUCAACUUCACAACAGCCUUCAUUAACUUCUUUGCUAAAAUCGGUUGGGCUUACGAUCUGAAGACCGUGUCUGACGACAUCGUCAAGAACAGGGUGAAGCGCACCGGUGACGGUUCUCACCACCUGUGGGGAUGGGGGGACAAGGACCACUCCAAAGAGGAAAUCGCAGCCGCCAUUAGGAUCAACCCUAAAGAUGACUAGUUUCAUACUGAUCUUUCAAUGUGGGUAUAUAUGCUCACAAUAAAAUUCGAAUAUAAUUUAGUAAGUGUUUUAGAGAUUGAUUUAUUUAUAAAGUUAUUAGACACAUAGAAGUACUUGUGAAACAUACAUUGUCCGGUACAUUAACAAGCAAUGAUCAAACAUUAGUAAUGCAUAUUGAGUAGGCACAGAACACGAUCGGUGUGCAGCUUCCCUAUGUGCUUGUAUACGCAUCGCAAGGUCGCGGCCGUCAAACGGUCCAUUGUCGCAUGCUUACAUGAUUUGAUGCUAAGGUUUGAUUGUUUCGCCGCUUUUCUAAGACACGCUAACAAGGUCUUCCGAAUUUACUCUUUCGAAAUACAGAAAUAUUUAUGAAUUACAUUUUGUCUUUUAACUGUCUAGACUUAACAUUAAAUUUGUAAUUUGAAUUUUAAAUGUAUUACAAUAAUAUAAAUUGAAUGAUGAAACAUAAACUUUAAAAGUUUAUUGAGUGUUUGAGCAAGUUAUUCUAUGUGAUAGAAAUAAUUCGAUAAAGGUAACACAUCAGUAUUAUAGACCACAUAUUGUUAUUUUAUUUUUAUAUGCUAAUGCAGGUAACUAGUCUUUUGCAUUUCUAAGAGGUUCAGUGCAAACUUUCCUUGUGUUGUUCCAGUACAUGUUAAUUUAAUGGAAUUGAAAUAUCCAAGAAUUUUACAUGAUUGAAAUAUGUGGUGUAUAAGAUUUUCAAGAUAUUUGUUUCAUGUUGUAAAAGCAGAUACACAGUGCCAGUCUAUAGUUAUGUAUGUAUAAGUACAUACUUCGGUAAAUAACAUAGUAUUGCACGAAACUUAUAAAUAGCGUACGUUACAGUUGUAAACGGCGUACUGUGUAAUAUUGGAUCAGCCGGUCUGUGACUCCUAGGUCGCGAAUGCGCAAGAUUUAGAGAUACCUACAAAGUUGUUUAUUUACUCUUUAAAAAUAUACGUAUGUGCUAUUACAACGUGUAUAGUGGACUGAUGUGUAAGAGAAUUGUGAUAAUUAGAAGGGUAAAUAAUUUAUCCGGUAUGUAAGCGAAAAGUGAACAAUAGUAGAUAAUUAUAUAGAAUGUAUGUUUGAAUUCAAUAUGUCUUUUCUUGUAAUUAAUAUUUAACGUCGUAUUAAUUAAGCAUAUAUGAAGAUGUCAAAGUUUCCACUUGUCAUUGUAACUUUUCGCACAUCAUUAUGCUUUUUCGAAUAUUUAAUUUGUUUCUUAAAUUAUUGAUUGAUGAAUAUUAUACUGCUGUAGCACAGAUA